AUGCUUCAAUGGGCCAUAGAAUUGAGUGAAUAUGGAAUCGAGUUCCAACCCAGAUUGUCCAUAAAAGGCCAAGUGAUGGCUGACUUCGUGCUGGAAUACUCCCGAAGGCCCUCCCAACACGAGGAGCCAAGCGAAAAACAAUGGUGGACUUUGCGGGUUGAUGGGGCCUCCCGGUCAUCCGGAUCCGGGGUAGGACUCCUGUUGCAAUCCCCAACCGGAGAAUAUUUGGAGCAAGCCAUCCGGCUGGGAUUCCCCGCCUCUAACAAUGAAGCAGAAUACGAAGCCAUUUUAGCCGGAUUGGACCUCGCUCUGGCUCUAUCCGUCUCGAAACUCCGAAUUUAUAGCGAUUCCCAACUUGUGGUAAGACAUGUUCAGAAAGAAUAUGAAGCCAAGGAUGCACGCAUGGCGCGAUACUUAAACAAAGUAAGGGACACCUUGCAGCGAUUCACCGAAUGGACGAUUGAGAAAAUCAGGCGGAUUGAAAACUCGCGUGCCGACGCCCUAGCAGGCAUAGCCGCUUCUCUUCCCGUCAAAGAAGCUAUACUAUUGCCUAUAUAUGUGCAAGCCAAGUCUUCCGUCGUUGAAACCUCCACUUGCCAUACCAUUGAGGAAAGCAAAACAGUCGACAAAGGCUGGAUGAAAGCCAUCAUUGAGUAUCUCCGGACAGGCACCCUGCCCGAAGAAACUAAGCAAGCACACAAGAUCCGGGUGCAAGCCGCCCGCUUCACCCUAAUAGGGGAACAUCUGUACAAGCGAUCCUUUACAGGUCCCUACCUCAGAUGUCUAAAUCAUUCAGAGGUGUUGUACGUAUUAGCUGAAUUGCACGAGGGAGUAUGUGGAAAUCAUUCCGGAGGUCGGUCUCUGGCGCACAGGGCCCAUUCACAAGGUUAUUACUGGCCCACGAUGAAAAAGGAUGCGGCGGCAUAUGUUAAAAAAUGUGACAAAUGUCAAAGGCAUGCCCCCAUUCCACACAUGCCGUCAGGAGAAUUGAAAACAAUCUCAGUACCCUGGCCCUUUGCACAAUGGGGCAUGGACAUAGUAAGACCUCUACCAGCCGCACCCGCCUAG
Molecule: messenger RNA, 1068 nt
Organism: Vitis riparia (riverbank grape)
Lineage: Eukaryota; Viridiplantae; Streptophyta; Magnoliopsida; Vitales; Vitaceae
Exons: 1
Coding region: 1-1068 (355 amino acids)
Molecular function (GO): RNA-DNA hybrid ribonuclease activity; nucleic acid binding
Source: RefSeq, a predicted model, not a curated record